GUUAACCACACGACUAAGCGAUCUGGAAUACGCCGACGAUAUUUGCCUGUUAAAACAAAGGUUCCAAGAUUCUCAUCAGAGCGGUAUAUACCACUGCUCAAUAUUAGUAAAACCAAAUCCAUGAGAGUAAAUGCAAGAGACAACACACUAUUUACUAUUAACAUCAUACAGAUCGAAAAUGUGGAAAACUUUAUGUAUCUUGGAAAUGUCAUAACAAAAAGCAGAGGUGCAGAGGAUGAUAUUUGUAUGAGUAUACGAAAAGCUCAACAAUCAUUCAGCAUGCUCAACCCUUUUUGGAGAUCUGGCGAGUAUACUACAAGUACAAAGAUCCGCAUAUUCCAGUCAAAUGUCAUGUCUGUUCUACUCUACGGAUGUGAAACCUGGAAAGUGGCAAAAACCCUUACAGAUAAACUACAGGUCUUUAUUUAUAAAUUUCUACGACGAAGUGUUCGUAUUUUAUGGCCUAACAUCAUUAGAAACGAAGAUCUACUACACCUGACCGAUCAAAAAGAAUAGAACAUCAAAUAAAGUCCAGAAAGUGGGGUUGGAUUGGUCACACACUUAGAAAAAAUAAUUCCAGUAUUGAAAAGAUUGCCCUAGAGCGGAAUCCUCAAGGAAGAUGAAAAAGAGGUCGCCCAGUAUAAACUUGGAGAAGAUCCAUCAUGGGCGAGAUAAGAGGUCAAGGAAAGUCUUGGAAUGA
Messenger RNA from Diabrotica balteata, 700 nucleotides. Lineage: Eukaryota; Metazoa; Arthropoda; Insecta; Coleoptera; Chrysomelidae. The record is from the annotation of a GenBank genome assembly.